This is a messenger RNA of Myotis daubentonii (Daubenton's bat), 1586 nucleotides long. RefSeq names its product protein-tyrosine kinase 2-beta-like. The transcript has 6 exons. Gene Ontology annotation, cellular component: focal adhesion. Gene Ontology annotation, molecular function: protein tyrosine kinase activity. The record is from RefSeq and is a predicted model, not a curated record. Lineage: Eukaryota; Metazoa; Chordata; Mammalia; Chiroptera; Vespertilionidae. Gene Ontology annotation, biological process: signal complex assembly; protein phosphorylation. The coding region runs from base 1 to 729 and encodes 242 amino acids.
AUGGACCAGCUGCUGCGGCACCAGCGGGGGGACUCCGCAGCCACCUGCUGCCUUCACGGAGCGAAGCUUGUUCCUCGUGAUUGUCGACGCCAGAGUGUGUGCUGUUCUCAGGGCCGCCGCCCAGGCUCACAGGGACUGGCACACCCUCACAGUCACCCCAUCUCUGCUGCGACCUGGCUUUUCCUCUCUGUAAGUGGACAACUGUACUUGUCCCGGACUCCAGGAGGGCCAUCCUCUGGAACUAGAGCCGAGUUCACGGGCCCCCCACAGAAGCCGCCGAGGCUGGGUGCACAGUCCAUCCAGCCCACAGCCAACCUGGAUCGGACCGACGACAUGGUGUACGACAAUGUCAUGGAUCUGGUGCAGGCUGUGCUGGACCUCAAGAAUAAACUCUGCCAGCUGCCCCCCGAGGCCUACGUGAUGGUGGUGAAGAACGUGGGCCUGACCCUGCGGAAGCUGAUCGGGAGCGUGGACAGUAUCCUGCCUUCCUUGCCGGCGUCGUCACGGACGGAGAUUGAAGGGACCCAGAAACUGCUCAACAAGGACCUGGCGGAGCUCAUCAAUAAGAUGCGACUGGCCCAGCAAAACGCCGUGACCUCCCUGAGCGAGGAGUGCAAGCGGCAGAUGCUCACGGCCUCCCACACCCUGGCCGUGGACGCAAAGAACCUGCUCGAUGCCGUGGACCAGGCCAAGAUUCUGGCCAACCUGGCUCACCCGCCUGCAGAGUGACGGAGCGUGGGCCAUCCGCCUGCGUCUUCGCCCCGCCUGUCGUGUACCUCCCUUGCCCCCGGCCCUGCCCUGCCUUCGGCCACGUGGGUCUUCUCAGGGGGAAGGCCGAGAGGAGUCCUUCCCUUACCACUUUGCACGACCCCCUCUCCCCACCCGACACCCAGACUGUGCUGCUCAGGCUGCAGCUGGACAGAGGGGACUCAGGGCUGUAGAAGCCAGGGGGUGACCACCAGGGCUCAGAGGGAGCACAGCUGCCACUGGCCACUCCCUUCUCCUACCUGCUGGGCCUGCUGGGGGUCCCGCUGAUGCCCCUAGUGGCCAGGAUGGCUUUAUGCAUGGACAUAGCAGGCCCUGUGGGAACCAAGCUAUUCCUUCUUCCUCUUCUGCCCACGGAAGUCCCCCGAUGCAGAGGGGCCCCAGAGGGGCUUUCUUUGGCGGAGUGGAUGGUCGGUGAGAUGAGGGAUGGACCUGGCUUUCUUGUACAGUAUGUAUUGGAAUUUAUUUAAUGUGAGUCUGGUCUGGACAGACAGCCAUGCACCCUGGAGGGGGCCUGGGACACAGUCCAGCAACAAGCUAGUGGGAGGCCGGGCACAGGACGCUGUGUGGCCACACGCCAAGUGUCGAGGAGAAGGGGAGUGGGGGCCAAACAGGACUUGGACCACAAGCCACUCUCUGCCUCACGCCCACUUUUCUCUUUCUUUCCUUAUUUUGCCUCCUCCUCCUUCCUUCCUCUUUUCUUAUUCCUCCCUCUUUCCCCUUCCUCACCAGCUUCCUCCUCCUCCUCCCUCGUGUUUGUGCAGAACACCCUUUACGUUCUUUCUAUUUGCCUUGUGGAUGAAUUAAAUUGUACUAUUUGC